Messenger RNA from Mesoplodon densirostris (Blainville's beaked whale), 3703 nucleotides. RefSeq names its product transmembrane p24 trafficking protein 7 (gene TMED7). The transcript is spliced from 4 exons. Lineage: Eukaryota; Metazoa; Chordata; Mammalia; Artiodactyla; Ziphiidae. Gene Ontology annotation, biological process: intracellular protein transport; endoplasmic reticulum to Golgi vesicle-mediated transport; Golgi organization. The coding region runs from base 238 to 915 and encodes 225 amino acids. Gene Ontology annotation, cellular component: Golgi apparatus; endoplasmic reticulum; endoplasmic reticulum-Golgi intermediate compartment. The record is from RefSeq and is a predicted model, not a curated record.
GAGCAGGUGCCUCAGGCCCCGCCUCUUUCCCCAGUCUCUUGUCCCAGCUUCCGGCUAUCUCGAGUCUUUUCCGCUUGUUUUCUGCCGUCUUUAUCUGCGCUCCCCAGCUCGUUCUGGCGUCUAGGCCCUGGUCACUCAGCACCCCUACCCCGUGACCAGCGACCGGCUGCGCAUCUCGAAUCUCUUGGGGCUCGGAGCAGCUCUGCGCUCGGUUGAGGCCGCCGCCGCCGCUUCGGGAUGCCCCGGCUGGGGUCCGCGCAGCGCUGGGCUGCCGCCGCGGGCCGUUGGGGCUGUAGGCUGCUCGCGCUGCUGCUGUUGCUGGUGCCGGGGCCCUGCGGCGCCUCUGAGAUCACGUUCGAGCUGCCCGACAAUGCCAAGCAGUGUUUCUACGAGGACAUCACGCAGGGCACCAAGUGCACUCUCGAGUUCCAGGUGAUUACUGGUGGUCACUAUGAUGUAGAUUGUCGAUUAGAAGAUCCUGAUGGUAAUGUGUUAUACAAAGAGAUGAAGAAGCAGUAUGAUAGUUUUACCUUCACAGCCUCCAAAAAUGGGACAUACAAAUUUUGCUUCAGCAAUGAAUUUUCUACUUUCACACAUAAAACCGUGUAUUUUGAUUUUCAAGUUGGAGAAGACCCACCUUUGUUUCCUAGUGAGAACCGAGUCAGUGCUCUUACCCAGAUGGAAUCUGCCUGUGUUUCAAUUCACGAAGCUCUGAAAUCUGUCAUUGACUAUCAGACUCAUUUCCGUUUGAGAGAGGCUCAAGGCCGAAGCCGAGCUGAGGAUCUAAAUACAAGAGUGGCCUAUUGGUCAGUAGGAGAAGCCCUCAUUCUUCUGGUGGUUAGCAUAGGGCAGGUAUUUCUUCUGAAAAGCUUUUUCUCAGAUAAAAGAACCACGACAACUCGUGUUGGAUCGUAACUACGUUUUGAGAAUUGAUCCACCAUUGCCGCUGUAAUAUUGCUGUCCUCUAAUUAAUUUUAGGUACCGAAGAACUUAAUAUUGGCAACAUUUUUAGAAUCUUACUCAUAUACUUGUUGUGGAGGGAUGUACGAUGCAUUCCCCAAGCUGUGGAAAGGACACCUUUUUUUAUUUGUAAAGGUAGAAAAACUUUGGGACUUAUUUUGGGCUAUUCAUAAAUAUUCAACACAAUGAUCUACUAUUUUCUUGGUUGUUUCUAUCUGCUCUUCGCACCCUAAAGUAUUUUAAUUUGGUAUUUUGGUUCCUUUUAGCCAUUUAAAAAUACUUUUCUUGUAAGUAGUGGAGAUUUCUAAAACCUUCAAUUUAAUGUCUACAUGUGUUGUGGAGGAAGAAAAUUACCUUUCAGUUGUUUAUAGGAAAUAAAGUUUUGUUUUUAAGAAAACCAGAUGUGAUUAGCUGUAGCCCAAGCCCUAUUCUGCACUGUUUAAUUUUAUGAGGAAAAAAAUCUACCAUAGAAAUGUUAGUUAGUUAAUAUUGAUAUAAUUUUAAAUUGAUAACAUCAUGGUUUAAUUUAUAUCUCAGUAGCUUGGAAAAUGUCGUUUUUAUUGUUUGGGUUUAUUCUAUGAUCUAUAACCAGAUAUGUUAUUUUUUUUCAUAAAGACAUUUUUACCACACAGAAAAUAGUAUGUUUCAAUAACAUAAUAGAGUUUACACAGGCCUUAAAAGUCAGACUGUUGUAACAGGUAGAAUAAUUACAGAAUAAUUUAAGACACUACAAUGGGGGGCAAAUGAAAUGAGAAGACUUUUAGUGAGUUAGCUGCACAUAUUACAUUUUCAGUGCUUUUACAAAGAAAAAAGGUGAUCUGUUUCAUUUUAAACAUUUGAAUUGGCUAGUUCUUGCUCUUAUGUGGCUUUAAUGUCUGAGUCACUCCCAGCUUAAAUUGAGAGUUGUAAUAUAAUAUUAUAAAAGUGCCAUACAUUUUAUCCUAGUGGGUGUGAUGCACUGAGAAGUUAGUUACUUUGGUUUUUUUCUUUCUUUCUUUUUUUUGUUUUUUUGUCUUGCACAUGUAAUUUGUACAAUCUCUGGAUAGCAGCCCUAAGAUGAUUUAAAAAUUUAGAAUGCCGUGUGUGUGUUUCUUAUUUGAUAAUCUUCAUUGAUUGUACUGCAUUUAACAAGUAUUAGUGCAUUUUCUGUAGACUAUAGGGUUUAGACUGUGUUUGUGUUUUAUAACUUGCAUAGAUUGAGCUGAUUGAAAUAAGAUCCCAAGUAUUCUAGAAUAGAAUACAAGAUGAUGCAAAAUUGUGUUUAAAGCUUUUAUGCUGUUAAAAAAAAAAUAAUUGCAACUGCUUUUGGCCAUGCUUCUAUCCCCCACCUAAAAGUGAUGAGUGCUGAACGUGACUGUCAUAUUGUUGGGACUUUGAUAUGUGGUACCACAGAAUACUGAUUGGAUAGCAAUUCUAGUCACUUACCACUACUGACUAGAAGUUAACUCUUAAUUCUAAGCUGUCUUAAGAUGCAUAUACACUGCUGCAUGUAAGAGCAAAAUGAAUUCAGGUUGUCCUGCUUGCUAAUUUCAAGUACUACAGUGUAGCAAGGGAUGGACAUAUUUUCAGACAUUUAAUUCUAAAAUUUUUGAAGACCAACUAACUACUCCUUCAACAAUAUAUACCAGUGGAUUAAGAACUGAAGUUUAAGAUUCUGCAGAUUUAUCUAUUGGGGUUCUUGUAUUGGAGCUGUCCUGUAGCUUUUUAAGUGUCCCUCUAGAUUUGCAAAUUUUAAACACUGAUGUUAAAGUGAUAAACAUGGGAGUAUGUUAAAUGUCCUUUUCUGGUUGCCUGUCUGCUCUGUUGUAUUCAGAUAGUUACACCAUAAUUCAGCAGAGCUGGGUAUCAUCAGUGUGCCGAAUUUGGCAUAGAUAAUGCAGUUAUUUAAUCUGUGCCUAUCAAAACUUCAUGAUAUUUAAAGACUGUUACCACAGAUAACUUGUGGUGAAACUAUUGAGAUAUAUUAAAAUUUUUUAAAUCACCACUGUUACCUGUUGUAGAAAAUAGUACUGACUCAGUCUAGUCUGUUUGUAACUGGUUAAAGUUUGAUGGCUUGCCUAUACUCAACUAGGUAUGUGUAUAAAAAUUAGAAAAUACAUAUCUACCUAGACAUGAAUAUUAAGUAAGAACUUUUUUCUCCCUUCCCCUAUAUAAUUUGUAGCUCAUCUUUUUUCUUUAAUCCUUUCAUAACUUGUUGCAACAGUUUGAAUUUCCCAAAUAUUUACGUUUGGACAUAUGGCUCAGAAUACAUAUUUAAACAUCAUUAGCUGUAUAUAUUUUUAAAGUAGAAUAAAUAAUGGAAAGGGACUUGAUAUAUAAGUUUAUACUAAAAUUCCGACUGUGUGAAGAUACAUUUUGAGAUAUUACUUUGCUAAUAAUCUAAAUAUUCAUUUUUUAUUAAAGAAACAAAUGGUUUGGGGUUCACAGCUUUCAUCCUGGCUUGAUGAAAAUCAACUUUGAAAACACAGUGGACUGAAAAGCAAUUUUAUUCUUUGAAAGAUUUCAUUUAAAUCUCUGUACUAUCCAUUUUUGCUUCAGUUUGUAAUUGUGUAACAUUUAUGGUUAACUAGGACAAAGCAGACCCUAUGACUAUUGUUUUCAAGAAUUAAACAAAUUGAUAUAUAAAUUAUUCAAAGGGGGUUUUCAUUUACUUUUGAAAAGAAAAAUUUCUCUAAAUUAAAAAUGUUGGUUCUGCAGGAUUGCACCAAUCAAUUCUUGUAGAAUAAAAAAAUCUUUCAACAAA